AUCAAGUCAAGUCAGCUUUUAUUGUCAGUUUCUUCUUAUGCACAGGUCAUACAAGGAAAUUGUAAUUCGUGUCUCUCUCUAUACCAUGAAAGAACAUACUAGACAUACACAGGGCUGACAUUUACAGACUGACAUCAAAGUGCAAGACAGGACAUCAUGUUUGCGUUUUCCAUGCGUCCUUCUGUUUGAGUCAUUAAAAGUAUUGUAUUUGGUGAAGGCAUUCUUUCCAAGGAGAUGGGGAAGCAGCUCCUAUUCAGUACAUAAGGCUGGCUCUUGGAUUAUCACUAACUCGGUAUUAUUGCCAUACACUUCCUGCACGUGCACUCGUUUCCAGGCAUUCCUUCCUUAUUCCCUAGCUCUCCCCUCCCUUUAUACUGUCUGUCCUUCAAACACUGCUCACAAAGGUGUGGUCUUCAGGACCUAGUUAUUCAUAGACAGGGGAAAGAGUCUCUCACCUACACAAACACACACAGAAGAAGGAGCAUGACUGUAUCUUACCGAUACUGAGCACAACACUGGAUUGGGUUAUACAGAACAGAGUACAGUACAGUAGAGUAGAGUACAGUAUAGUAAGGUACAGAAAAGAGGGAUUGAAAAGUUACUAAAAGCUAUUUUAGAAACAAGUGGUAGUGACCAAUAAAGGCUAACUGGACAGCACUUUAAGGACAAAACAAAACGGAUACAAUUAAAUAAAGGUAAGAAUGGUCUGAAUGUAUGGCCUCUGUCUGAGUGGACUAUUCAGCAUACCGUACAUGCUUGCAUGCUUUACGUCUUCUCUGCUUCUUCCACAUCUAAUUAAGAAUGAUUAUUAUGAAGGCAUCUAACCAGUACUUCUGUGUUAUGUCUAGGUCACAUAUUGGGCUUGGAUAUUGCAUUUUUAAAGGCAUUUGUACACAAUAGGCAUACAAUAUAAAGUAUGUAAUUUAUUGAACCUAAAGAGCGCAGUUAAAAUAAAUGUACGGAUAACAAUACACAUACUGUAUUGUAAGGCUACUUCAUUGAUGCAAUUAAAUUAUCAGUCUUUGAACGUUUGUUUAUUCACGUGUUGAGAUGGUCACUAGGCCAGUAAGUUUCAGUCAAUAUGGAAAACAGUUCUCCAUAGAGACAACAAACUGCACAUAGAAACUGUGAAAACAAAUGGAGUAAAUGAUUGACUCUCCAUCCAAGUGAACACCUUUUCUGAUACUAUUUUUAUUGGCCCAAAACAAAUGCCUAGGGAUCACAUUUAUUAUUUGGAGUGACACAAUGGGUGAUGCAUGGUGACAGAUUUUUCAGGUCUUUAACACAAUUAACAUGUGCCAAAUAAUUCUUGUUAUGUGUUGACACCAGCUGGAUCAGCUUGGCAAUUCCCUUUAGAAACUCUCAAACAUAUCCAACAAGAAGCACAAAGAAACCUUGAACAACAAAGUGGUGGUUUUCUCCAAUAGAAACUCAAAAUAGACCUAUAGACGUACAAUAGAUCAUCUGCCUAGAUCUAGGAUGUCUCUGUACUUAAACUGUACCUGUUGACUAUCUCUGCCAGGACAACAUUCAAGACAAAUCUUCAAUCAAUAUCUCAAUAAAAACUCUCAGGAUAAAUAAAAAAAAGAUAUAUAUAUUUUUUCAGAUGAAUGAUGUUCUUUGUUUUCCAGGACAAUCUCUUUGAGGCCAAGACCCCACAAUGGCCUUCAGUGGUGUGUGGCACACCCAGGGCUCCGUAGGGCCUUCCAGCUACAGCGAUUUCAGAACCGGAACACCCGGCGAUGGUCAGCCGGAAUGUUCCAUCUGCUUCAGUAACUACGACAACGUCUUCAAGACCCCCAAGCUGCUGGACUGCACCCACACCUUCUGCCUGGAGUGCCUGGCGCGCAUCCUGGCCAUAUCGGACGAGUUCAAGAGGCAGGUGAAGAAGCCCGGGGAGAGGGCCGCCCAGAUCUCCUGCCCCAUCUGCCGCCACCCCACAGCCGUGCCACGCAACGGCCCCCCGGCCCUGGUGACCAGCCGGGAGGUUCUAGAAUGCCUGCCGUACCACCUGCGGAGGGAGGAGCACGUCAGCAUGAUGGGCAGGAGGCUCUGCUACCUCAGCCCCGUGAACCCCACCUGCAUCUGCAUCGACAUUGGGGCCAGCAAGCCAGAGCCCCAGAGGGCAGGGGAGGGCCGUGGGCGCAGGAGGAGGGGCUGGCGGGGGAGGGCCACCCAAGCAUGGAGCCUCUGCUGCAACUGGAAGAGGCAGAUGAUCCUGGUGCUGUUCAUGCUGCUAGUGCUGGCCAUCAUGGCCUGGCCCUUAGCCUGCAUCAUCACCAGGCGCACGCUGGUGAGCUGCUUGUGCUGCGGGGACGGGUUGGAAACCACCACGCCAACGACCGCUACACCGACCAGGCCGUUCAUGGAUUCGGGGUUCCCCAUGUGAGGCUCGCAGAGCAGGAAGGAAGAGACAAGUGUACCCUGAAAAAAUGUUGAAUGGACCCUUAUAGACUGUGGUGUGGCUGGUGGUGGUAGGGCAGACAUAAGAGAAAGGAGAGUCUGUGCUUCUUCAAUCCUAUUUGUUUUUUGACGAUUGCAGAGGCUCACAUCCAUUCAUGACCACAAUACAACAUAUCCAUGUAUGAGCAUUGAGCAUGAUACCUCUAUUCAUUCUGACCUUGUUGAAAUGUUUAUGAACUAAGUUGUGUUGAGUGUAUCUUGUUAAGCUUUGUAAAUAGAGAGAGAUAACUUUUUUAUAUAAUUAAACUAAAAAAAGACUAAAUGACAAAA
Engraulis encrasicolus (European anchovy) is the source of this 2733-nucleotide messenger RNA. Its product is annotated as RING finger protein 223. The transcript has a single exon. The record is from RefSeq and is a predicted model, not a curated record. Gene Ontology annotation, molecular function: ubiquitin protein ligase activity. NCBI's taxonomy places the organism in Eukaryota, Metazoa, Chordata, Actinopteri, Clupeiformes, Engraulidae. Gene Ontology annotation, biological process: protein ubiquitination. The coding region runs from base 1661 to 2389 and encodes 242 amino acids.